AUGGACAAGGAAGGCGGAAAAAGGUCCUUUCGGGUGGACUCUGCCCACCUGCCUGCCUGCCAUGCUGGCUUUGAAGGUGGAGAGAGUGGGCCGGGAGCCAAGGAAUGCAGCGACCUCCGACCUCCGGGACCUGGGAACAGCCCUCCAGUACAGCCAGCAGCAACAGGGCCCCUCGUUCUGCAGCAGCAGCAACUGGAUUCUGCCGACAACCUGCAGCGUGGGAAGCAGAUGCUCCUUCAGAGCUCCCGGAGGGAACGCAGCCAGCAGACAUGUAUCCUUUCUGCCCGGUGGAACCCGGACCGGACCUCUGACCUCCAGGAUGUGAAGUCGUACAUUUGUGUUGUCAGCCGCCAGGGGGCCGGGACCCUGCAGGCGAGUAUCAGCCCAGCUGGCAGCCUGUGCACCCGCCUGCCACGCGUCAUUGGGCUGGCCUCUGCCUAUGGAGCCCUGGGGGUUCCUGAGGUUCAUGUGGGGCCAGAUGCUAAGCCGCCCUCCUGGCUGCUCUUGUCCUUGGUCCAGCGGCCUGGGGUGGAGCUGGCCAGGGCCCCCGUAAUCCGUGGCUGCUUCCUCCUUCCAGGUGUUAACUGUCUUGCCUAUGAUGAAGCCAUCAUGGCUCAGCAGGACCGAAUUCAACAAGAGAUUGCGGUGCAGAACCCCCUGGUCUCCGAGCGGCUGGAGCUCUCGGUCCUGUACAAGGAGUAUGCUGAGGACGACAACAUCUACCAACAGAAGAUCAAGGACCUCCACAAAAAGUACUCGUACAUCCGCAAGACCAGGCCCGACGGGAACUGCUUCUAUCGAGCCUUUGGCUUCUCCCACCUGGAGGCGCUGCUGGAUGACAGCAAGGAGUUGCAGAGGUUCAAGGCUGUGUCUGCCAAGAGCAAAGAAGACCUGGUGUCCCAGGGCUUCACCGAGUUCACAAUUGAGGAUUUCCACAACACGUUCAUGGACCUGAUCGAGCAGGUGGAGAAGCAGACCUCAGUAGCCGACCUGCUGGCUUCCUUCAACGACCAGAGCACCUCGGACUACCUGGUGGUCUACCUGCGGCUGCUCACCUCUGGCUACCUGCAGCGGGAGAGCAAGUUCUUCGAGCACUUCAUUGAGGGUGGGCGGACUGUCAAGGAGUUCUGCCAGCAGGAGGUGGAGCCCAUGUGCAAGGAGAGCGAUCACAUCCACAACGUCGCGCUGGCCCAGGCCCUCAACGUCUCCAUCCAGGUGGAGUACAUGGACCGCGGCGAGGGCACCACCACCAACCCGCACAUCUUCCCCGAGGGCUCCGAGCCCAAGGUCUACCUUCUCUACCGGCCUGGACACUACGACAUCCUCUACAAAGAGGGCUGGCUCUGCCCGCCGCUGCCCUGCUGCCCUCCCCUCUGCCAGGCACUAGACAUGUACAGAGGUUUUUGUGUGGUUGUAAAUGGUCAUAUUUCACUCCCCCUUCCCUGUCAUACAACCUUCACGUUUUAUUAAAGGGGAUGCUGGUGGUGAGCCCUGUGUGCGUGUCCCUGCUCUGCUGCUGCCCGCCUGGAUGCUCUGUGUCUGGCUGACCCCUCCCCCAGGUGGGUUCCUCUCGGCCUUUCACCUGUCCGCCUCCCCAGCAGUUUUGAGGGGCUAGGCCUCUUGGGGCCCCUUCCUGUUUAUUGGGAUUCUGCUUCCUUCAUGCCUCCCUCCCCUCCUUAGCUGGCCCAAGAAGUUCCUUGGGGACUUACCAGGGGCCUAGGACCAUCAAGGCUUCAAGCUGCCCCCUCAUAGGUCCACCUCCGUCCUGCCAUCGUGGCCAGGGCCCCAGACCCCCGCUGCCUGCUUUCCAUCAGGGGUCUGCAUGUCGGAGCACUGGGUGGAGAGGGCCGACACGAUGGUGGGACCUGGCUCAGUAGGCGGAGGAGCUAGGGUACCUCUACUGCACCCCCAGGUGACCCCACCCUGGUAGGGGCGGGGCAGCCUUCAAGCCUCUGCUUGGUCAGGUCCCCAGGCAGGACUUGCCAAGCUGCCACCCCCUGCCCACCCCAGGCCCCCUGCCUGUGCCUGCUUUGCACCCCCUUUGCUUCAGCCACGGUGUCUGCAUUGCUUGCCUUUUUGCCUUGACUUCCUUUCCCCCCCACCCCAGCACAUGUGGGGCUUAGUCCCCAGGCUGUGAACUCCUUGGGGGGCAGGCCCUCAAUAAAUGUGAAGUACUGCCCGCGUC
Molecule: messenger RNA, 2185 nt
Organism: Myotis davidii
Lineage: Eukaryota; Metazoa; Chordata; Mammalia; Chiroptera; Vespertilionidae
Gene: OTUB1
Product: OTU deubiquitinase, ubiquitin aldehyde binding 1
Exons: 8
Coding region: 1-1470 (489 amino acids)
Biological process (GO): negative regulation of double-strand break repair; protein K48-linked deubiquitination
Cellular component (GO): nucleus
Molecular function (GO): cysteine-type deubiquitinase activity; ubiquitin binding
Source: RefSeq, a predicted model, not a curated record